This is a messenger RNA of Vanessa atalanta (red admiral), 797 nucleotides long. RefSeq lists its product as uncharacterized. The record is from RefSeq and is a predicted model, not a curated record. The transcript is spliced from 4 exons. Lineage: Eukaryota; Metazoa; Arthropoda; Insecta; Lepidoptera; Nymphalidae. The annotation marks the transcript as partial.
CGGUUAUUAAUUUAUGUUUGCUUUUUUAUAAGUGAUACAAAAUGGCUCAUUCAACAAAGGCAGCACCUAUGACCAGAGAUCAGACGAUGAUUUUAGUGCAGCUUGUGGCUGCUAGUAAAAUUAUUAAUUGUAAGGCAACCAAUGCGACAAACAAUAAACUCAAGGAGCAAGCGUGGCAAGAUUUGACAAAUCAGUACAAUUCUUCAGUCACAAGUUUUCCACGAACUCCUUCGCAGUUGCGUUUGAAGUGGGAAAAUCUCAAGAAAUCGGCUCGCAAACGCUGCGCAACUAUGAAAAGUAGCUGUAAUAAGACUGGAGGUGGCAAGGAUUAUUUUCCACCAGAUGAAGUCUUAGACAAAGUAGCUUCACUUUUGGGCAAUACAUGUCAAGGUUUCUCUGUGGAGUUUGGUGGAGAUGCUACCAAUACCAAUAAUUUAAAUUUAUCUUUGGUCGAAGAAGAUGUUGAUGUUGUUCUACCUUUAAAUAAUGAUGGUGAUGGUGUUUGUGGUGGUGGUGUGACUCAGGAGGAGGUGCUUAAAGAAACACAGAUUCUUGAGACAUCUCCCCCAAAAAUCAAAAACUUUUUUUUAAAUAGGGCUAGUGGAAGUGGUUCUGUAGCAAAGCGAAAACUCAAACUAGAAGAAGAAAAAUGUAAGGCACGCAUUAAUAGAGAUAAUGCUUUAGCUGAAUAUCUAAUAGUUAAAAAGAAAAAAGUUGAAUUAGAACUAGAGGAAAAAGAAAUCGUAAUUGCUAAGCUUAAGGUGGAGUUAGAGAACGCAAAAAUAGAAAAUUUAAAA